UGCCGAUUAUUUAAAGUUGCCACAACAAACUGAAAGUAGAAAUAUCCUGUGGUGUUUAUCUUUAAAUAGCACUUCAAUACACCCAAUUACACGUGGAAGAUGGGGUCAAAAGUAAAGAUAGGCAUCAUUGGAGGAUCUGGGCUAUCUAAACCAGAUAUAUUAAAAGGGGGACAGGAAAAGGAAGUCAUCACACCUUUUGGGAAGCCAUCUGAUGCUUUAAUAUGUGGUGAGAUAGAGGGAGUACCUUGUGUUUUAUUAUCCAGACAUGGCAGAGGACACACAAUUAUGCCCACUAAUGUAAAUUUCCGGGCCAAUAUAUGGGCUAUGAAAGAGAUGGGCUGUACUCAUUUGUUGGUAACCACAGCAUGUGGAUCAUUACAAGAAGGCAUACAUCCUGGGGAUGUUGUAGUUAUUGAUCAAUUCAUUGAUAGAACACAGAAAAGAAUCCAAACAUUUUUUGAUGGAGCUCCCCUCUCACCUUUAGGUAUUUGUCACAUGUCCAUGGCAGAUCCUUUCUGUUCUAGGACAAGUAAGAUGUUGUAUGAAAGUGGGAAGAAUUUAGGUUUAUCUAUUAGAGAAACUGGUACCAUGUUAACCAUUGAAGGUCCCAGAUUUUCAUCUAGAGCUGAAAGUAAAUUAUGGAAUUCCUGGGGAGCGCAUUGUAUUAACAUGACAACAGUACCUGAGGUAAUACUUGCAAAAGAAGUUGGCCUUUGCUAUGCUUCCAUGGCAUUGGUUACAGACUAUGACAGUUGGAGGGAAGGAGAAGAAGGGGUCAAUGUAGAAAAUGUUAUGAAGAUAUUUAAACAGAAUUCCUCAAAUGCACUGAAAAUUUUACUUGAUGUAAUACCAAAGAUAGCAAAAGAAGACUGGACCAAAACAUUGGAGGACUGUAAGAAUGCUGUGACGAUGAACACCUUGCUGCCACAUAGUUAUUAACAUGAUUUGGAUAUUUACGCAAUAUUUUACUUUUCUAUUGUUAACCUGGAGCUACAUUGCUUAAGAUACAUGAACAUUUGUAUUACAAUCUUAUUGAAAUUAACUGGCAGCGAUCAAGCAUAAAAAAUGAGCGAGUGCAGAAAUUUAAUUUAAAGUCGAUUAAUUUGUACUUGUAUUACAGUAAUCAUUGGUAGCAAAACAAUCAGUUGUAACAAGCCUUUUUAGUUUAUAAAUAGAUGAAGUUAAUAACAACAGAUGUUAUUAUUUCCCUGAAUCAAUGUGUUCAGCAUAUAUUGCAUUUAUGUACUUUUAACAAUCAUUAUGUCAAUUCGUUAUGUCAUAAAUGUUAAAUAUUCAGAUUCCUUUUUAAAAACAUUUAUUUAAAUUUGUGUUUGUGUUGAGGAAAAUUCUUCUGUAAAUUCAAUAUAUGUUAAAUUAGAAAUAUCCCGGAAUGCAACUUCUACUGGCAUAAACAGUGAGACAUAUAUAAUGCCAAGGCAUUGAUACUUAUAUUUAGGAAUUUUUAAUAUUUAGAUAGUUUAAAAAAAAAGGUCACUUUGUAAUAUAAAAUAAGGAGAUGUGGUAUAUUUGUCAAUUAGACAACUAUCCAUAAAGACCAAAUGACAAAGAUGUAAACAAUUACAGGUCAAUUUCAAUCCAGAUAUGUAAUACAAAUGUGGUAUAUUUAAUAAUAAAAAAUCAUGCAUUUUGUUUAUGAUUAUAUUCACAUGUGCUGCUGUAUUUAUCUAUCGGUUUUCAAUAAAAUUUUAAUCAGGGUA
Messenger RNA from Mytilus californianus (California mussel), 1718 nucleotides. RefSeq names its product S-methyl-5'-thioadenosine phosphorylase-like. Gene Ontology annotation, molecular function: S-methyl-5-thioadenosine phosphorylase activity. Gene Ontology annotation, cellular component: cytosol. The record is from RefSeq and is a predicted model, not a curated record. The transcript has 9 exons. Bases 100 to 939 code for a protein of 279 amino acids. Gene Ontology annotation, biological process: nucleoside metabolic process. NCBI's taxonomy places the organism in Eukaryota, Metazoa, Mollusca, Bivalvia, Mytilida, Mytilidae.